AUGGCCAAAAAAGCGAAAGCCAGAGUUCUCAUUGUCCGUCUUAUGUCUUCGGCAGGCACUGGAUUCUUCUAUACAAAGCAACGGCCACGUACUUCACCCAAACUCUCAAUGAUGAAAUACGACCCUAAAGUCCAACAGCAUGUCUUGUUCAAUGAAACUAAGAAGAAAUAA
Umbelopsis ramanniana AG is the source of this 171-nucleotide messenger RNA. RefSeq lists its product as uncharacterized. The record is from RefSeq and is a predicted model, not a curated record. Gene Ontology annotation, molecular function: structural constituent of ribosome. Gene Ontology annotation, cellular component: mitochondrion; ribosome. Gene Ontology annotation, biological process: translation. Lineage: Eukaryota; Fungi; Mucoromycota; Umbelopsidomycetes; Umbelopsidales; Umbelopsidaceae. The coding region runs from base 1 to 171 and encodes 56 amino acids. The transcript is spliced from 2 exons.